Pterocles gutturalis (yellow-throated sandgrouse) is the source of this 237-nucleotide messenger RNA. It is a transcript of the gene LYRM9, whose product is annotated as LYR motif containing 9. Lineage: Eukaryota; Metazoa; Chordata; Aves; Pterocliformes; Pteroclidae. The coding region runs from base 1 to 237 and encodes 78 amino acids. The transcript has 3 exons. The record is from RefSeq and is a predicted model, not a curated record.
AUGGCCCCACUACCGAAUGCUGAAUUAGUUCAGAACUCGUUGCAGUUGUAUCGUUACCUGCUUCGAUGCUGUAAACAACUUCCUGAAGAGAAUAUUCGUCAGCAUUACAGACAUGCGGUCAGGCAGAGUUUCAGAGUUCAUGCAGAUGAAGACAAUCCUGAGCGAAUCCAGCAGAUUAUUAAGAGAGCCAUUGAAGAUGCCGACUGGGUCAUGAAUAAAUAUAAAAAACAGAAGUAG